UACCAAACUCCCUAAGCCACGUUUAUUUUAAAAAAAAGAACUCCCUAAGCCACAAUUCUUCUCUAUUUUACACGCACAAAUUCACAGAUAGACACUGAUCCAUAUUAACCCAAAAUGGCACACCUGCCCAGAAGCUCUCUUGUCCUCGCACAAAUUCUCUCUAUGUUCAUUCCCUUAGUGGUAGCUUCUCCUGAUCCUGCUGCUAUGACAUACAAUGUAGUUAGUUUAGGAGCCAAAGCAGAUGGUACAACAGACUCAACUCAGGCUUUUGUUAGUGCAUGGACAAAAGCUUGUGGCUCCACAAAUCCUGCCACGAUUUAUGUGCCAGAAGGGAGGUUCUAUCUCAGGCAAGUGGUGUUUAAUGGACCAUGCAACAACAAUGCUAUCAUUAUGCGCAUAGCUGGGACCCUUGUGGCCCCAUCGGACUAUAGUGUCCUUGGAAAUACAGCAAACUGGCUUGUGUUUGAGCAUGUUGAUGGGGUUACCAUAUCUGGUGGAAUUCUUGAUGCCCAAGGCACUGCCUUGUGGGCUUGCAAAGCCUCUGGCAAUACUUGUCCUGACGGAGCCACGACAUUGGAAUUUUCCAACUCGAAUAACAUUGUGGUUAGUGCAUUAAGCUCUCUAAACAGCCAGAUGUUCCACAUUGUUGUCAAUGGUUGCCAAAAUGUAAAAAUGCAAGGUAUCAAGGUCACCGCAGAUGGAAACAGCCCAAACACAGAUGGAAUUCAUGUUCAAUUAUCUUCAAGUGUUACAAUUCUCAACUCCAAGAUCAAGACUGGUGAUGAUUGCAUCUCAAUUGGCCCUGGUACCACUAACUUAUGGAUUGAGAAUGUUGAAUGUGGACCUGGGCAUGGAAUCAGCAUUGGGAGUUUAGGCAAGGACCAAGAAGAGGCUGGUGUGCAAAAUGUGACAGUUAAAACAGUUACUUUUACUGAUACUCAGAAUGGAGUAAGGAUUAAGUCUUGGGGAAGACCUAGCAAUGGGUUUGCUAGGAACAUUCUUUUCCAACAUGCUGUUAUGAUGAAUGUCCAAAAUCCAAUUGUGAUUGAUCAAAAUUACUGCCCCAACAACAAAGGUUGCCCAGGCCAGGCUUCUGGUGUAAAAAUUAGUGAUGUGACAUACCAAGACAUCCAUGGAACAUCAGCAACAGAGGUUGCUAUGAAAUUUGAUUGUAGUUCAGGAAACCCGUGCUUUAAUAUAAAAUUGGAGGAUGUAAAACUCACUUAUAACAAUCAAGCAGCUCAAGCUUCAUGUAGCCAUGCUGCUGGAACAUCUACUGGUUUUGUCCAGCCCACAAGUUGCUUGUAGGUGGAAAAGGGAUACAAAAUCCACAUCUUAAAAUUGAUGAAGGAUAGAAAAGGAAUCUAUCGUUCUUGUCCUUUCAUUAUUAGGACAAAAUUUCUACCAUUUAUAUUUUAUAGUGUGAUAGGUCAUGGAGUAAGGAGUUUUUUGCUUGAGCCCGUGGUGGUGCUAGCCCAUUGGGCUUUCUUGGAGCCUGGCCUCGCAAUCAGGAUAUAUAGUCUUAAAUGUUUAAAGUUCAAACCCCUAUAUGGGUGUUUGUAUGAUGAUUGAUGAACUGUUG
Messenger RNA from Quercus lobata, 1582 nucleotides. RefSeq names its product polygalacturonase-like. The coding region runs from base 115 to 1308 and encodes 397 amino acids. Lineage: Eukaryota; Viridiplantae; Streptophyta; Magnoliopsida; Fagales; Fagaceae. Gene Ontology annotation, biological process: carbohydrate metabolic process. The record is from RefSeq and is a predicted model, not a curated record. The transcript is spliced from 4 exons. Gene Ontology annotation, molecular function: polygalacturonase activity.